Prorocentrum cordatum is the source of this 971-nucleotide messenger RNA. NCBI's taxonomy places the organism in Eukaryota, Dinophyceae, Prorocentrales, Prorocentraceae. The record is from the annotation of a GenBank genome assembly.
CUCGCGGGAGCGCGGCCCCGCCGCCGCCGCCGUCGCCCCGCUCGCACGGGUGGGGGGGGGAGGAGCGGCCGCGCCCCGUGCGGGUUCGGAGGGGGGGGGGAAGGAGAUGGGAGGAGGGAGGAGGGCCAAGAAAAAAACGAGCAGGGACAGAACACGGACCGCCUGGAAGUGGCAGAGAGCUACGAGGAUGUGCUUCUUCUGCAGCCGCCGCCCUUGGCAGCCACCUCCCGCUCCAGGGCACGUGCUAGGAGCACUUGCAUGCUUGAAGGUUGAGGCACAAGGACGAGAAAGAGGGGGAGGAUCGAAGUUCGAGGGGCCAGGAUCGAUCUGUUCAAGCGUGAAUCGCCCUUUCCUGGCCACCUGGGGCGGAGUACGUAUCGACGCACCUUUAUGCCUGACUGCGCCAUGGACACCCACAGCCCCCAAAACGGUGUGACAAGGACCGUCGCGAAACCUCACAGCGCCCACACCGAGGAGGCAGAGGAGCAGGAGCGGCAGCAGCAGAAGCGGCAGGACGAGGGGCGAGGCGCGGACGAGGAGCAGCAGCUGCACGAGCGAGGGCAGAAGCACGAGGACGAGGAGAAGGACGACGACGACGACGACGACGACGACGACGACGACGACGACAACGACAACGACGACGAGGACGAAAACGACGACGACGACGACAACGACGACAACGACAACGACGACGACCGACCGACCGACCGACCGACCGACCGACCGACCGACCCACCAACCCACCGACCGACCGACCGACCGACGACGACCAGAGGCCAGAAGCCUCCAGAUGCCUCCAGAGGCCGAAGACUUCGGUCGGACGACAGGGGGGGAUAGCAAAGGGGGGUCUGGCCAACCAGCUCACGUGGUCGGUUUUUCCCGCGCCUCCCGACGCCAGAGACGCCCAUGCAGCUGUCGAGGAUUGCGCCCGGCGGCGAGGCGGAAGCAAGCUUCAGGCAGCAACUUUCGUA